Notothenia coriiceps (black rockcod) is the source of this 1012-nucleotide messenger RNA. RefSeq names its product inactive ubiquitin carboxyl-terminal hydrolase 54-like. NCBI's taxonomy places the organism in Eukaryota, Metazoa, Chordata, Actinopteri, Perciformes, Nototheniidae. The transcript has 4 exons. The record is from RefSeq and is a predicted model, not a curated record. The annotation marks the transcript as partial.
UCGAUCUCCAGCGACACUCGCACCGACUCGUCGACUGAGAGCUAUUCGUGUCGACAGCCCUCCGUCUCGCACCAUGAGUCCCUGGUCUCUCACUUCUCCUCCGACUCCCAGGGAACCAUCAUCGAGAGCCCCCCCCCCGGACCCCUGCACGCCUCUCUCUGCAGCCUGGAGACCCUAGGCCCCGUGGCGGACAGCGAGCAGCACCAAUCUCUGAGGAAGGGAGGCGGGGCCGGGGAUAGGAGGCGGAGCUCUAGCCGCCACCGUCGAUCUAAACCCGACAACGAAGCCUCGUCGGCCGGGUACCACAGCGAGGGAGAGACAUUAAAGGAGCAACAGGCUCCUCGUCCCCCCCCCAAAACUUCCUCCUCCUUCUCCUCUUCCACCAAUCGCCUCCGAGAAUUCAAGGAGACGAUGAGCAACAUCAUCCACAACCGUCCCCUCUCCUCCUCCUCCUCUUCCUCUUUACCAGCCGCCAUCACCUCCUCUUCCUCUAACAACCGCCCCCCCGCCCCUUGCUCCUCCUCCUCUAACCCCUUGGAGUCUGAUGGCUCCGGAGGGUCGGGGAGGUGGAGGCCGCGGAGGGAGGCGCUAAACAUCGACAGCAUCUUCAGCCGAGAGAGGCGCAGGCAGGCGGGGUACAGUCCGCUGGGAGCCCCCCUGCCCGACUCUGGAGCUCCGAGGGAGGAUGAGGAGGAGGAGGAGGAGGGGAGGAAAGCAAGGACUCUCCCCCACUCCUCCUCCAGCUUCCACAGAGGAGGCGCACAGGGACUUCCUCCUCCUCCUCCUCCCCCCCCCAGACUGAUCCAGAGGAUGGAGAGCGGGUAUGAGAGCAGCGAGAGGAACAGCAGCAGCCCCGUCAGCCUGGACCUCCACCUGGGAGACAGGGAGUGUGCUGUGAAGAAGCCUCCCUCCUCCUCCUCCUCCUCCUCAGGACCAUCAUGGAAGAACAUCCGGUCAAAGAGCAGUGGAGCUCUGCUGCAGGAGCACACCUCCUCCUGCAGGGGGAGCCUCG